Lolium rigidum is the source of this 3461-nucleotide messenger RNA. Its product is annotated as auxin response factor 11-like. Gene Ontology annotation, biological process: response to hormone; regulation of DNA-templated transcription. The transcript has 14 exons. The record is from RefSeq and is a predicted model, not a curated record. Lineage: Eukaryota; Viridiplantae; Streptophyta; Magnoliopsida; Poales; Poaceae. The coding region runs from base 1 to 3384 and encodes 1127 amino acids. Gene Ontology annotation, molecular function: protein binding; DNA binding. Gene Ontology annotation, cellular component: nucleus.
AUGGCGCGUCAGGCGUCCGUCGCGCUCGCGUGGCCGUACCCGGUAGCCCACAGUCCACAGGCACGUACGUACGAGAGUAGCAGCACGCCUCAGCAGCUGACGAGGCCGCCCAGUGGCCAGUGGGCACUGCCCAUUGGGGAUCGAUCAAAGCCGGAAAGCAGGAGGGAGAGAGAAGCAUGCCACGGCGCGAACGGGGAAUCAUGGCUCCUCCCCUCCAAAGGUCGGAAUCUUUUCUACCCCAAACCCCAAAGCAGCAGCAGAAACCCAUUGCAGAGAGGUGAGGCUCGCGCGCGCGCGCAGGCAAAAGGCGAGGUACGUACGCCGGAAAGGGGGAGCACGACCGGCCUGAGACUCCUGCGAGCCUCCCGCCGUAUCAUUGCCCUCUACCUCUACGCCGCUAGCUGCCCAGGACCAUCCUACUACGUACUCUACCACCUCCUCCUCCUCCUCCGCGCGUGCUCCCGGGCCGACCUCCCGCCGCUUUGCCUUUUUCUACCACAGCGAGCUUCCCACUCCUGGCGUCUCGCCCCCUCUUUUAUACAGACCCGGCCGGCCCUGCUUCUUCCACGACUUCUCCCUGCCGUCGUUCUUGCAGACGCUGCUGGACGCCACACUGUUCCCGGCGCUCCCUGCUCGCUGCUGGACAAGCCGAGCUCUGGCACGCCUGCGCCGGCCCGCUGGUGUGCCUGCCGCAGCGGGGCAGCCUCGUCUACUACUUCCCCCAGGGACACAGCGAGCAGGUCCUGCAUCCCGACCACCAGGAAGAUACCCAACUCGCGCAUCCCUAACUACCCGAACCUGCCGUCCCAGCUGCUGUGCCAAGUCCACAACAUCACCAUGCAUGCUGACAAGGACACCGAUGAGGUCUACGCGCAGAUGACUCUUCAGCCAGUGAAUUCUGAAAGCGACGUGUUCCCGAUUCCGUCUCUCGGUAGCUACACCAAAAGCAAGCAUCCUGCGGAAUACUUCUGCAAGAACUUGACCGCAAGUGAUACGAGUACGCACGGCGGUUUCUCGGUGCCUCGAAGAGCUGCAGAGAAGCUGUUCCCACAGCUGGAUUACUCGAUGCAGCCUCCAAACCAGGAGCUUGUCGUCCGGGAUUUGCACGACAACAUGUGGACAUUCCGUCACAUUUAUCGUGGGCAGCCGAAGCGACAUCUUCUAACAACUGGAUGGAGUCUCUUUGUUGGCGCCAAACGGCUUAAAGCAGGGGAUUCUGUCUUAUUUAUCAGGGAUGAGAAGUCACAACUACUUGUGGGUGUUAGGCGGGCGACUCGUCAGCAAACGGCACUGUCAUCGUCAGUUCUGUCUACUGAUAGUAUGCACAUAGGUGUUCUUGCAGCUGCAGCUCAUGCAGCAUCUAGCGGUGGCUCAUUUACUAUCUACUACAAUCCUAGGACGAGCCCGUCGCCGUUUGUAGUUCCUGUAGCAAGGUACAAUAAGGCCAAUUAUAUCCAACAAUCUGUUGGCAUGAGAAUGGCUAUGAUGUUUGAGACAGAGGAGUCAAGCAAGCGCAGAUACACUGGUACAAUUGUGGGAGUUAGCGACUCUGAUCCCAUGAGGUGGCCCAACUCCAAAUGGCGCAACUUGCAGAUUGAAUGGGAUGAACAUGGAUAUGGAGAAAGGCCUGACCGUGUGAGUAUAUGGGAUAUUGAAACUCCAGAAAACACUCUAGUGUUCCCUUCUGCAGCACUUAAUUCAAAGCGACAAUGCCUGCCUGGCUAUGCAGUACCUGGGAUGGAACUUGGAGCUGCAAAUAUGUCAUCAUUUCAGAAGGCACCAGGAAUUCCAUACGGUAACUUGCAGCACAUGCCAGCCGUUGGAUCAGAAUUGGCUAUGAUGAUGCUUCUCAAUCAAUCUGGCCAAAACCUUGGGACUCCAGUUAGCUACCACCAAUCCUCUUAUUCUAGUAUUAUUCAAAAUGUGAAGCAAAGCUACAUGCCUCCUUCGACAUUUGGUAAUUCCACUGGUUCAACAAAGCAUGAAAGCAUGCCUUCAAACGAAGCCCAGCAGCAGUUGAAUACUCCUAAGAUGCAGAGAGGUGAUCUGGAAAGCUGUGCAGUUCUGUCUGUCACUGAUCCAAUAUCUUCUUCAGAGUUAAAUGUCGCAGCAAGAAAGACAAGAAACACAGAGACAUAUCCAAGUCAGAGCAUUUCAGAGCAGCAUGGCAAGGGUGAGCCUAGAGCCAAGACUCGUAAGAGCAAGAAAGGCUCCUCUCGCAAAGCCAUUUCAGAGAACUCUGAACUUUCUUCAGCACCUUCACGGGUUUGUGAUGACCAGCAGCAUGGUUUAGAAGGAAAUCUGCUUGAUGGCGACACUGCACAUGUUAAGCGUGGUAGUAAUGAAGAUUCAUCUGGUGCACUUACUCAUGGCAAUCUAUCUGUACAGAUGCAAGGUCAGCUGGUCGAAGAGAAUGGACUGCUAUCACCACCGAAGUUAGGAUCAUCAAUAUCACCUGACGGAGGGAAGUCAGUCAACUCAUUUCCUAACCAAGGUUGUUUUUCACAGUUCUUCGAUGGUCUGGAUUGGAUGAUUCAGCCUUCAUAUUACCAAGAAUCCAGUGGCAUUCAGUCAGUCAGUGCAUCAGAGAACAUUUUCAGCUCGUCUGCUGAUAUACCUUCCACAAUAAACACCGAUACAUUGGAGACUUUUCAGAACUCUUGCCUCUCGGACAGCUUUCCUAAUUCCAUACAGGACUUCAUCGGCAGCCCGGAUCUGAACUCACUUACAUUUUUGUCACCUGAUAUGCAAAAUUUUGAUGUCCACCAUGAUGGAAGCAACCUUCCAAGCACAUCCAACUCAUAUGUACAAAUGAGCUUUUCUGAAGAUAGUGGAACUCAGAUGGAGUCGAUCCAGAGAAGCAUGAAUAACACCUCAUGCUCUCAACCACAUCCUACCGAUGGCUUUGACUUGGGGAUGUACUCUAGGCUGCCAAGUCUAAAAGAAUCCCAAGUUUUGUCUCUGCCAGAAAUCCAUAACAGUUCCAGGGGGACAUCAGUUUGCAGCAUGGAUGCGACAACCGAGUACGGCAUCGAGCGAAGUGUAAAGCCUAUGAAAGCACCGGUGCGGACAUACACAAAGGUUCAGAAGCUAGGAUCUGUUGGAAGAUCUAUAGAUGUGACACGGUAUAGAGAUUACCGUGAGCUGAGAUCAGCCAUCGCAUCCAUGUUUGGACUCCAGGGGAAACUUGAGCAUCCUGCUAGUUCAGACUGGAAGCUUGUAUAUGUCGACUACGAAAACGAUGUCCUUCUCGUUGGCGACGAUCCAUGGGAAGAAUUCAUCAACUGCGUCAGAUGCAUCCGGAUCUUAUCGCCAUCAGAAGUGCAACAAAUGAGUGAGAAUGGCAUGCACGUCCUGACUGACUGCAUCCAAACAGACCAGUAGGAUCACCACUAUCCUUGAUGUGCCUGCAAAUCAAAAUAAAGCAGUGGUAGAUUAAGCUAGAGGUGUAUUUUGGAUAC